Molecule: messenger RNA, 480 nt
Organism: Camellia sinensis
Lineage: Eukaryota; Viridiplantae; Streptophyta; Magnoliopsida; Ericales; Theaceae
Source: RefSeq, a predicted model, not a curated record
AUGGCGGAUGGCGGUGUGGUGAUGUGGCGGGUAGAUGGCAGUGGUGGUGGUGGUGGUGGUGGGUGGGUGAGUGACGGCGGCGGUGGUAGAGUGGUAGCGAGUAGGUGGUGGUGUAGUGGUGGUGGGUGGUGGUGGUGGUGUGAGAUGGUGGAGCAAGGUGGCGGUGAGUGGUGGUGGCAAGGUAGAUGGCAAGCUGGUGGUGGCGGCGGUGAUGGUAAUGGCGGGUGGUGCGGUGUGGUGGUCAGUGGCAAGUGGCGGUGCGGUGGUGGUGGUGUGGCAGGUGGUGCGGAUGGCGGGUGUGGCGGGUGGCUGGUAAUGGAUGGAUGGAUGACAGUGGCGGGUGGUGGGUGUGGCGAGUUGUGGUGGUGUGGUGGCGGUGGCGGUGGCGGUGGCUAUAGCGGGUGGUGGUGUGGCAGGUGGUGUGACCGGAUGGCGGGUGUGGCGGGUGGGUUGGUGGUGGUGAUGGUGGUUGGUAGGUGA